AUGGAUAAGCCCAGAAGGUGCAAAGAUGACCCAUGGAAAGUCUAUGAAGAGGAAAUUCCCAGCAGUGUCACUCGCUAUGAUGGACAGAGUGGCUACUCUCAGGACACAUUAACCCUGAAUCACCUGUUACUUCUGAGGGAAUCCUUUUCCAAGCAGCAGAGUCCAAAAUCCAAAUCCCUUAAGAAGAAAGGAUCCCAUAAAACUGGAUAUGAGGGUAGGUUCUCAGACAACUGUAUGUGUCUGGCAGAGUUCUGCUCCACUCUGCGUGCUGUGGUUGGCCCGGACUGUUGGACAAGCGAGAUGGAAGAGUUUCUCAACGAGAUGGAUUUGUCUUGUGAUGGCCACGUAAGCUGGGAGAAGAUUUGCACCUACAUGCUACAGCAGUACAGACAGAAGGACGAGAUGUCACAGGGUGGACACUCAGUGUCCCUUUCUGAACCUCUGAUACGCCACUGUCUGUAUAACAAGCAAGAACCAGUCACACGUGUUGUGGCAGUGAGCAAACCACCACCAUUGCGUUAUGUGUCCGUCAGUAAGGGUGGGACCAUCACCGUCUGGAGCAGCCACCUCCACAUGCUGAAGUCACUAGAGGUUGGAAAACUAUCUGGAGGCCGCCAUGGGGAGGUGGGAACACGAGGGAGGUCUGGGACCUGGAUAACUGAUGCCGUCUAUAUGCCCAAUGUCCACAAGAUAGCAGUGGCCACCAUGACCCGGGAUAUUCACUUUAUUGAUGUCUCCACUAACUACACUGAAGAAAUUCACUUAUUUGGUGUGUUUCAUUGGGCUCCAGAGGAGCAAUGUGUGCUGAUGUGGGGAGACAAGAGUGGGUCUGUGAAUUUGUUACGGUUCCUGCUUCCUUACAAGGGGCUGUUUGAAACCCCGUUUAAAGUUCAAAGUGGACCCCACAGGAUCUUCAUGCGGAACAUCCAUGACCACAGCUCUCUGGUGUCCCAUCGGGUCAUUCCCAACGUCCACCCCGAGUCAAUCAAUCGAAUUAUGUAUGAAUCUGAUGCAGAUCUAAUUAUUACAUCAUCAGAAAACCCUUCCAGCUCAGUUGUCAUUACUGAUCUUCACUUGAAGAGAAAAAAUUACAUUUGGAAAAUUCACAAGGGUGUUAGGUGUUUUGACUUCAGCUUGACUCUGAGUCUGCUGGUGACAGGAGGGUUGGACCGUCGCGUCAGGCUGUGGAACCGCUAUGUGACCAAACAUCCGGUGGCUAUUUUACAAGGCCACCAAUCUACUGUUUUGGAUGUGGCUUUCCAUCAGUGCCAGGGAAAGAUCUUUAGCUACUCCAAAGAUGCUGUGCUGAAAAUAUGGGACAUCUCAUCCGAACAGUGUGUGAGGACCCUGCAGCUCGAUUUUCCCUGUAUUCAGCCUGGUCGGAGCCCUGAACAUGGGAGCUUUCCGUUUCUGCUGGACUUCGCAGUGACACCUGUGUUACUGGUGACUUGCAGGGAGUACAUGGCUUUGCUGAGUCUAGACACUGGGGACGCCGGGAAUGGGCCGGAUCAACUGUCCUGCAUUCUCUACAAUCCCCUCUUCAAACAGGUGGUGACGGCAUACGUGAACUCCUCAUUGGCUGUGUGGGAUGUGGAGACUGGAGUGAGGUGUUUGGAGGUGAAGAAUGCCCAUGGUCGGGCGGAGAUCACCUGCAUGGCCCUGGACAGACGUCAGAGGCGACUGAUCACUGGAGCUUCCAAUGGCACUAUUAAGGUGUGGAACUUCUUGUAUGGUCACAUUCUUUAUAAGCUGGAGGCUGUUUCUAGGACAGAAGUCAAAGGGGUCAUCUGUUACCAUGACAAUCAGCUUCUAGCAAACAUGUAUGUGAAAGCAGACCUGCCCUGGAAGUCUGCACGGCAGCACAGGGAACCCAUCUUGGCAGUGGACCACUGCCCGCAUCGAAGGCUGCUGGCUACAGGGAGUUCGGAUGGAGAAAUCAUAAUCUGGACUUUGGACACCCAAAGACCUCUCUGCCAUUUUCAUAAAGUCCAACAUGGAAAGUUAGUCGGCGGCCGAGCCCAGAAUCAACAAUGGAAGAGAACAGCUCUGCUCUUCACUUCUCAGAGAGGUUGGCUGUACUCCUGGAGCAUCCAAGGCCCUACACACUGCCACGGCCGAUUCUACGUACCAGAUAAAGCCAAUGAGUUCGUGCCGGGGCUCAGCACUGACCAGGACAACACUUUUCUUGUCACUGGAGACACAACCGGACACAUCCAGGUCUGGAACAUCUCCCAGUACGCCCUAGGGACUGGACAUGAGCCUGUGGAGGAGCGCCCUCCACUCUUACAUAGCUGGAGGGCCCAUGAAGGUGCACUGGUGAGUUUGGAGGUGCUUGCGUUGAGCUCACGCCUCUUCCUGGUCAGUGCAUGUCAGGACCAGACUGCCCGCCUGUGGACCAAUGAUGGCAGCUUGUUUCCAGAAAGUUAUGGGGUGGCAGGAAAAAAGGGACAGCUGUCAGCUCUUCUGGCUGUGGUGGAGGUCACCAUUCUCAACACGCCCUCUGUCUCUGGGUCUGUAGACAUGUUCAUAUUCUACAGACUUGUGCCCUGGACACCAGAAUGGAGUCUCCAGAACACACAGGCCGCAUGGCUGCAGCAUUAG
Messenger RNA from Chanos chanos (milkfish), 2601 nucleotides. Its product is annotated as WD repeat-containing protein on Y chromosome. The coding region runs from base 1 to 2601 and encodes 866 amino acids. The record is from RefSeq and is a predicted model, not a curated record. Gene Ontology annotation, molecular function: protein binding. The transcript is spliced from 16 exons. NCBI's taxonomy places the organism in Eukaryota, Metazoa, Chordata, Actinopteri, Gonorynchiformes, Chanidae.